Molecule: messenger RNA, 411 nt
Organism: Aspergillus pseudoviridinutans
Lineage: Eukaryota; Fungi; Ascomycota; Eurotiomycetes; Eurotiales; Aspergillaceae
Exons: 2
Coding region: 1-411 (136 amino acids)
Biological process (GO): transmembrane transport; carbohydrate transport
Cellular component (GO): membrane
Molecular function (GO): carbohydrate:proton symporter activity
Source: RefSeq, a predicted model, not a curated record
AUGGGUCGGGGUUACACCAUUGAGGUCGCAGCCUUUGCUGCCACGGGAAGUUUCCUGUUUGGAUAUGGCUCAGGUGCCAUGACGGAUGUGAUUGCCUCUCUGGAUUUUCUGGAAUUCUUCAAUACAACCAAGCCUUCCACAAUUAUUCGUGCUACUAACAGCACUUUUUCCGGAGGCGCCGCCGUGGGAGCCCUCAUGGCCCGUUUGACUAUUGGUUGGCUGGAUCGCAAGAACACUACCCAGAUCGGCGCUUUACUCUCACUUGUUGGUGCUUUGUUGCAAUGUGUAGCACAGGAUUUGGCGAUGAUCMUAGUCGGACAAAUUAUUGCUGGCUGGGCUGUGAGUGGGAUGAGUAUGUCUGUGCCGCUCUACCAGGCCGAGUGUGCGCAUCCAAAGAUGCGUGGCUUGUAA